GCUGGGUAUUUCAAGCUGACAGGCACCGCCGAUCCCCCAAGGAUUGCUCAUAUGACUUCAACCUCCCUAACCCCCUUUUGUUAGGUCGCCAUAUCCUACCUCCACCCUUCUUUUACGCAAUGGCAUCCAGCUUGGGCAGUGCCAGUGAUACACCGUAUGCGACAAGCCCGGUGGGCGCGGCAAGCGAGCAGCAACAGCAGUCACACUUGCUGGCUUCUGCUGACCCAGAGAGCGGCCCAGUCGCUGCCAAGGGCGCGAAGGGACCAAGGAGGCCUUACCGACCGGGAUCUUUCCUCUCGCGCAAUCGGUACGCAUCGCCUGCCACUACUAUCUCAGCCGUAUCUUCUUCAACACUCAGCUCUAAUGAUACCCGAGGACUAGAUCCGUCCACACUGCCUCCGCCUCAGGGGCUUUACUCACGACCCUCUGCAGCCUCUAGCGGGGGCACACUAACUAACACCUCUUCGGCUGUGUCUGGGACGGCAUCGCCCACGGCGGCAUUCGGAGAUAGGACGUAGCCUUGGCAGCAGUGAGGGAUCCCCCGGAGCGGAUGGGUGGCGGACACCGGCCUACUCAUCAGCUCCAUGUCAUGCCCAGUACAUGCAUCUGGGGCCAGAGGACGAUGACUGGUUGCACGAGGUCAAGAGCGAGUGGAAGGAUCACAAGAGAUACUAUGUGGGCAUUGACCAGCGCGCGUGCUGUCUGCGUGGCUUCCGAGGC
Molecule: messenger RNA, 720 nt
Organism: Microstroma glucosiphilum
Lineage: Eukaryota; Fungi; Basidiomycota; Exobasidiomycetes; Microstromatales; Microstromataceae
Exons: 3
Coding region: 120-518 (132 amino acids)
Source: RefSeq, a predicted model, not a curated record